Molecule: messenger RNA, 619 nt
Organism: Colletotrichum phormii
Lineage: Eukaryota; Fungi; Ascomycota; Sordariomycetes; Glomerellales; Glomerellaceae
Exons: 1
Coding region: 48-581 (177 amino acids)
Source: RefSeq, a predicted model, not a curated record
AUCCGAAUCACAAUGCAAUCACUUGCCCAUCAUAAACCUGAGUCAAUAUGGCGACCGCAGCGGCCAUUGGCGCAAACGCCGGGAUGAUGACUGUGCUGACGAGCAACAUCACAAGCGAGGCCGUCUCCAACGGUGUAUGGCUCGAGGUCCUUCAGCAUCACUUCCCCCCGAACAGAUUCACCAUCGCCCCAGAGCAGAACAACCAGGCCGGCCGUGCCGACCUGACGGUCUUCUUCAUGUACAACGACAACAACGGCAAUCUCUGCUGGGACCCCAUCUUCACCCUCGAGGGCAAAACGCCCGGCGUACACAUUACCCAGGCGCAUAUCAUCCAGGCCAGCGGCUACGUCCGGACUCUGAGCUCCGCUAACUUGCUCAAUGGCAGAAAGUUCGGGAUGCUGGUUGCCGGGCAGGAGGUGGUCUUGUUAGUCAAUAAUGGGGGCGUUCAAUCGACGCAGUGGGAUCGGGCGGAUACCAACAUUAAUCAGUACAAUCCAGGGACGCCAUUCAACGUGUGGGGAAUUCAGGGCCAAGGAAACAUGGUCGAUGGCUUCUUAGCUGACUUUGCUCAAAAAUUCUAAUAACUUAAAACUAAGAUUCAAAAAAAUUCGGAUUCCAG